CCCUGAGCCAUCUCAAGACGCUCAGAUAACAAACUGGAACAAAUGUAUCAUUUGCCAAACAGACACUGACGAGAAUUUGCAAUGUCCAGCAGAAUCAAGGCGUACUGAUCAAGGAGCCGGGUACAUUACUUUCUCAGAGAACCUAGCCCGUUUUCAUGAACUAGAUAGUAUUCCAGUGACACUAGAUAUUCGACGACUUGAUGAGGGCAAAGGUGUUAGGACUACCCUUGAAGAACGACAUGCAAAGUGGCACAAGUCUUGUCGUAUCAAGUUCAACACAACCAAGCUACAACGAGCUGAGAAAAGAGAAUGCCCAGAUCCUGAAAAACCUCAUCUAAGUUCACCCGGACGAGUAAUGAAGAGGGGCGACAAAAAGGAAAGAGAGAUCUAUGCUUUUUCUGUGACGAGCCAGCUUCAGCAUCAAAUACACUUCACAGAGCAUCAACCUUUCGCUUAGAUGCACGUGUUCGUAAGUGCUCAUUAAUUCUUCAAGAUGAGAGACUUAUUGCCAAGCUUAGUGCAGGAGAUAUGGUUGCGCAAGAUGUAUUGUACCAUGCUCGUUGCUUGGCUGCACUGUACAAGAAAGCUUCCACUGCUGAACACGCUGAAGACAAGGAGGGAGAAGAUGAAACUGUUAAGAUCAAUCACGGACUUGUCCUAGCUGAGCUUAUUUCAUAUAUUGAGGAAAGCAAGACAGAUGAAGCUGUCUCACCAGUGUUCAAGUUAGCAGAUCUUUCUAAACUUUAUUCCUCGAGACUGCAAGAGCUAGGUGUCGCACAGAGCAGCCGUGUGAACUCGACACAUCUAAAAAACAGAAUCCUUGCCAAUUUUCCAGAUCUUAAAGCCUACAAAGAGGGGCGAGAUAUCCUGCUAGCCUUCGACGAAGAUAUAGGCAGUGCUCUCACCAAGGUAUGUGAGAAAGAAUAUGAUGAUGAAGCAAUAACUCUUGCAAAAGCAGCACAAAUUGUCCGUCGGUACAUGCUAGAGAAGAACGCUUCAUUCACAGGUUCAUUUGACAGCGAAUGCCAGACACAGUCUGUGCCACAGACACUGUUGGCUUUAGUAGCCAUGAUCCACGAGGGUCCAAGCAUCAAGUCCCAGUCAGGCUCCUCUGGUAAUGUCUUCAGUCAAGCAACCCUCAGCGUGGCACAGCUGCUUCAGUACAACAGCUCUGUUCGUCGUGGAAGUGAAAGCAGUGGAGUCCGUCACAACAAGGCACGAGAAACACCACUGGCCAUCUAUGUUGGUGCAACAAUCCAUGAGAAAACACGCAAGCGACAACUUGUGGACAAAAUGUUCAAACUUGGGCUGUCCAUUUCAUAUGAUCGUGUUAUGGAAAUAUCCACAGGACAAGGAAACCGUGCCUGUAAACAGUACGAACAAGAGAAAACUGUCUGCCCUCGCAAUCUUCGUCUAGGGUUGAACACCAAAGGAGCCAUUGACAACAUUGACCACAAUCCAAGCUCUACUACAGCCAUGGAUUCCUUUCAUGGAACUGGAAUAUCCUUGUUCCAGCAGGUCACAGAAAGCAAUCCAGGCACAGUUCGCCCUGAUUUCUGCCCACUGGAAGUGUCAACUUCCAAGAAGGUAUCAGAACUGCCAGACUGCUACACUAGUGUACCUCCAGUGAUGUACAAAAGGAAGGAGAGGCUGACUGUUCCCAAGAUUGAAGGUUCACUCACUAGGGAUGGCCAACUGGUGGAACAAGCACUGCUGAAAGAGACUAGAUGGCUGGAGUCUGUGGACGGCACAAACCUGGUAGACGUUUCUGGAGACAGCAAUGUGUCAUGGGCUGCCUAUCAUGCUAGUCAUCAACAAGAACAAGGUAUCACUCCAGAUAUAAGUGUCCUUCUUCCUCUUUUCCAAGAGCAGUCAAAGUCCACUGCAAUGAUGCGCCAUUCAAUGGAUGUGAUCCAGCAGGCUGUAGAGCACGUUAACCCGGGACAAGUUCCAGUCAUUACAGUUGACCAGCCACUCUUUGCCAUCUGCAAAGAAAUACAGUGGACAUGGCCUGAGAAGUAUGGAGAAGCCAAGUUUGUCAUGGUGCUGGGUGGUCUCCACACAGAGAUGGCGACAAUGAAGGUUUUGGGAGAUUGGUUAGAGGAUAGUGGAUGGGUAGAGGCCCUUGUACAGGCAAAGGUUGCCUCUCCAGGCACCGCAGACUCCUUCUUAAAGGCAGCCCACGUUACCCGUACUCGUCAUGUUCACCAGGUGACAGCCUGUUGCCUGCAUAUCCUCAUGAAGAAGGCCUAUCUCCAGUAUGCUGAAAUGAAACCAGACCCUGAUGAUGUGAAGACAUUUGAACAGUGGUGUGAUGAGAGGAGUACUGAGAGUGUCCAGUUCUACUUCUGGUGUACGACCCUGCGGCUUGAGCUCCUUCUGAUGACCUAUGUCAGAUCACUGCGAGAGUCUGACUUUGAUCUCUAUGUUGAGAUCUUGAGCAAGCUGAUUCCAUGGUUCUUUGCCCUAGAUCAUGUGAACUAUGCUCGAUGGGCAUCUGUUCAUGUGCGAGACAUGAUCAGUCUGGAACACAUGCAUCCAGAAGUUGUUGAGGAUUUUCGCAAUGGAGGAUUCACUGUUCGUAAGAGCCAGCGCCCAUUCUCUGCAAUGGCCAUUGAUCAGGCACAUGAGCAGAAUAAUGCAACCCUGAAAGAAGAUGGUGGUGCUGUGGGCCUAACACAAAACCCUGAAGCAUUCAGAAGAUGGUCUGUUGCAGGUCCUGAGAUGGCAAGGAUGAUUGCUGAAUUUGAGUCUUCAGUGGAGGCUAUGGAGAGCAAGCAGAGCAAAGAGAUGAGGCACCUUGAACAGACUGCAAGCAUUCAGAAGACGUUUGUCACACAGGUGUGUUCCCUGGUUGAGGUCAUAACUGACAUGGGGAAUCCAUUCAUCGAGGAGAGCCAGGAGUUGAUAUGUCUUGACACCCAUGACAUCAUGGAUGAAGAAGCUGCCAAGUCCGUUCGUCAGGCUGAAGAACUUGGAGUACAGCAGUAUCAGUCCUUUGUUGAAGAGCGCCUCGUGAAUGGCAGCAAGCCUCUCAGUGACAGGAUCACGAAGAACAAACUCCAACUGUUCGGACAACCUCCAGCAAGAGGCAAGUCCCAGUCCACGUCCAAGUUACAGUCUCUUAAGAGUGACUGCUCACUAUUUUCGCGACUGUACAUUGCGUGUCAAUCACGAGACGGUGAUCUAAAUGAAUUCUUCAGACACGAAAAUCAGAGGUGCCCACCGUCUCUGUCUCAGGAUGGCAAGUUACGCCAGGGCAAGAAGUCAGAUCUUCUUGACUGCCUCACUAGCAGUGUUGAGUGUAGCAUUGAUGCUCCCGAUUCUGAUGCGAUCAUCCUCGAUGGUGCUGCGCUUGUGAACAUGCUGAAGCCAGUUGUUUGCACAACAUUCAAUGACUAUGCAGACAAAGUCUUCUUGCCUUACAUUGAAAAGCAGCUGGAGCGAGCAGACAGGGUGGAUAUAGUGUGGGACCAGUACCUUGAGAACAGCUUGAAGUCUGAAACCAGAAAGCGCCGCGGAAAGGGGAUCAGACGCCGGGUUCAAGGAACAACAACUUACCUGGCAACUGGCAGCAGUUUCUGA
Portunus trituberculatus (swimming crab) is the source of this 3585-nucleotide messenger RNA. RefSeq lists its product as uncharacterized. The transcript has 2 exons. Lineage: Eukaryota; Metazoa; Arthropoda; Malacostraca; Decapoda; Portunidae. Bases 529 to 3585 code for a protein of 1018 amino acids. The record is from RefSeq and is a predicted model, not a curated record.